[Torrubiella] hemipterigena is the source of this 669-nucleotide messenger RNA. The record is from the annotation of a GenBank genome assembly. Lineage: Eukaryota; Fungi; Ascomycota; Sordariomycetes; Hypocreales; Clavicipitaceae.
AUGAAGCAUCAGUCAGACAGAGCUGUUUUGUUGAAUGCUCUGCAUGAUCAAAAGAAAGGCCAUGGCCGCAGCCUCACACCACAUCCCGCACCUAAUGUUGCUCUGGCCCGGACACCGGGUCGUAUGGCGCUGCUAGCGCUGGUGCAGGAUUUUCAGCCGUUAGCACCGGCGAGAAUAUUCAGCGGUGACCGUAUUUCCCGCAAGGACCCUAUAUACUCCAGCAUUGCUCUGUGUAUACGUGCGCUGCUGCCCGUCACAGCACUCAACUGGAAGGUAAUGGACAUGUCCAUGUUCAGCUUGCUGUCCGCAUAUAUGGGAGGGCUCAGAGGGGAUGCAAAGCUCGCUGCCCUGGCUCAGUCGUCAUAUGUGUCCGCGCUGGGUGAAUCGCAUACCCAUAUCCAACAGGUGGUCAAAAAGUACACGCGCGAUCCAGGAUCUACCGCGCCGCUACAUGUACUUCUAUUGAUUACCGUGGCAUUCCAAGCAUUUGAGCUUCUGAACAAUGAACAAGGACUCAACAGUGCCCUUGAAGCGCAUGUUGGCGGUGCACUAGAGGUCUUGAAAAUGUCAGGGCCAGAGACGUACGAAACAGAGCACUUACGGCAGGCGUUCAGUGGUUUCAGAGGCAUCCUUGUAAGCUAUCCACCCUCGACAAAAGAUCUUCACUAA